AUGGAUACCAAGUCCGAAGUCUUCAAUGACAGCGCAACCGUCACCAACUCCCCACCCUCGUAUGAUGCAAUUUCUACGCCAGUAUCAGUUGAUUCAAAACGAUCAGUAUUUUCCUUCUUACACCGCCGAUCCAAGAAAAAACGUCGUGCCACCGUUCUAUCUCACAUCCGCGAAAUUGCUACCUCUCUCGAUUUCGCCCCUUCUUCUACCAAUAUCACUCCAAUCCUCAAUUCCUGCGCUGCUGCUCUUUCAGCAGCAGAGUUCUCCGACCUCUUGCAACAACCCAACAUUGAAGAUCACACAGCGCUGUAUUGGGCGAUCGUAAACAACCGGCGAGAAGCCUUUGAGGCAUUUGCUGAAUUCAUUCCCCAAUACUCCCAUGUCGGCAUUUAUGACUUGCGUCGUGCAUGUAUGACAAUCAGCGAUAACGCAUUAUUUAUGCAUUUGGAUUUGGGAAGCAACGCUAAUCCCGACUCGAAGGAUGCGUCUUUGAGACACGUUUUGGGUUGUCCACAAGAUAUGAUUCAGGUCCAUGAAGGGGAUGGACUAGACAAUAACCGCUUCACUGCUUCUUUCUGCUUCGGGAUGUUCCAGAAACGCCUGCGCAUUGCACGGAAAUUGAACGUAGAAUUUGUUGCCCGGGGACGUAUAUGGGAGUUGCGCUUUUUUAUCGGACGGAGAAAGUGGCGCGUUGAGUAUAGUCUUACUUGGGAUAGCUUGCCAGUGCAUUCAGACUCGGAUUCGGACGUUGUACUUCUGAUAGAGGCCCACGCUGGCAGAAGAGGGCCUUCUAACUAUGCGGCCCCGGCUCCUCUUCGCAUAACAUGCGCGCACGUACCUGCUGAGUAG
Suillus clintonianus is the source of this 849-nucleotide messenger RNA. RefSeq lists its product as uncharacterized. The record is from RefSeq and is a predicted model, not a curated record. The transcript has 3 exons. The coding region runs from base 1 to 849 and encodes 282 amino acids. NCBI's taxonomy places the organism in Eukaryota, Fungi, Basidiomycota, Agaricomycetes, Boletales, Suillaceae.